AUGGUGCUGAUGGACCAUGUGUUUGCGUAUAGCUACGGCGCUCCUUUCGUUGGCAUCUAUGAGCCACCCAGCUGUGAAUUUGAUACUGUUCGGAUCAAUCUUACAGUGUUUUCCCGUGGUGUGCAGUAUGACCGUCUGGCUCUCAUGUAUCUGGGGGAUACAGAAGUUUUCAGAACUUCAACUGCUGAGCCGACAUCUGCAGGGAUUGUAUGGACCUACGUCAAAGAAAUGUCCCAGUACAACGCGCUGUGGAAGAACAAACAGAAACUGAUCUUUGACCUUGGCAACAUCGUUAACUCUCAAUACACCGGGGAAUACAAUACUACAUUGACAGCACACUUCUCCUACGAAGGCAACACAAAGACUGCGGACUACAUUUUCCCCUAUCUCUGGCAAGGGAUCAGCUACAUGAUUCCAGAUACGGUAUCGCGUGCGGUCGUUGCAAUCUCUGCGUGUGGUCAGUCAGAGGAAGAAUUUUGGUGGUCGAACGUAUUCUCCCAGGAUGAGGAGGACUUCAGUGAUACAGUUGGCGAGCUUUACGGAUACUCACCUUUCCGAGAAAUCCAGCUCUAUAUUGAUGGAAUGCUUGCUGGCUUUGUUUGGCCUUUCCCUGUCAUAUUUACUGGAGGCGUCGCUCCUGGUUUCUGGCAUCCGAUUGUUGGAAUUGACGCCUUUGACCUCCGAAUGCCUGAGAUUGAUAUCUCUCCAUUUUUGCCACUCCUUCAGGAUGGUGAAGAGCACUCCUUCGAAAUUCGAGUCACCGGUCUUACUGUGUCCGCUGACGGAACGGUUACACUUGCGGAUACCGUGGGAUCGUACUGGAUUGUCACCGGCAAUAUUUUUCUUUACACGGAAAGAAAGAAUGACUCCAAAGAGUCACUGACUCGGGGUAGCUCUGUUCCCCACAUCAAAGCUCCAGCACCCAAGUUCACGGCCACUCGGAAUUUGGUACAAGGCGAGAGUGAAAAUAGCACACUCUCAUAUUCCAUCGUCGCAGAGAGAUUGUUCAGUGCAUCCUCUGACAAGUUCUCCUGGACACAGAAAUUGUCCUUCUCCAACUAUGGAUACUUGAAUCAACAGGGUUACAGUCAGGUCAACAAGCAGCUGACUUCCGGCGUAUCGACACUUACAGAAGUCGGGGAUAAGUCAGCCUCGUACGAGACCACCUUUCGGUAUCCUUUGCUACUUAACACAACAUACGGGAUCACCGCAGAUUCAUUGACCAUUGACUCCUGGAUGAAACGCGGUCUGGAUAUUGAGGCCUCUGGGGGUCCAGGCAUAUCCGCGUACACAUUCGCCUCUGGGCCUUCGGAGCUUCAUACCACCCAGUCUGGACAGGCCCGGUACGACUCUACCACCAGUGGUACUACAUCUUGGGGCGAUACUGCGGAUAAAUUUCAGAGCACAGCAAACGGCGAGUCAUACUCACGCUCCGUUAGAGCUGUUGGUGGCGAUGUGGUGUCUGACAUCGAAUUUGGAGCCAAGUCCGUUUCACCUUCUCACGGCACGGAUGUCACUGGGAGACAAAGCGUGCGCGAAAUGCUCGGGAGGGGUCCUGGAAAGCCGCGGGGCUAG
Molecule: messenger RNA, 1575 nt
Organism: Penicillium maclennaniae
Lineage: Eukaryota; Fungi; Ascomycota; Eurotiomycetes; Eurotiales; Aspergillaceae
Exons: 3
Coding region: 1-1575 (524 amino acids)
Source: RefSeq, a predicted model, not a curated record